Camellia sinensis is the source of this 2544-nucleotide messenger RNA. RefSeq names its product Tetratricopeptide repeat (TPR)-like superfamily protein. Gene Ontology annotation, molecular function: protein binding; zinc ion binding; RNA binding. The record is from RefSeq and is a predicted model, not a curated record. Gene Ontology annotation, biological process: RNA modification. NCBI's taxonomy places the organism in Eukaryota, Viridiplantae, Streptophyta, Magnoliopsida, Ericales, Theaceae.
CUGAUUGUGGUUUGGAAUAUCAACGGACAAGUUCUACCUCCUCAAAGUCACUCUCUCUCUCCGAUGAAUCACGAACUUCAUCAUCACCACCAACAUAGAAAAUGCUCAACAAUUCUCCUUCUUUAGGGUGACAAACUUCGUACUACUUCAAAGAUGUCAAUUUGAAUGAACAACUUCGAGCAUCUCUGCGUUUCUCUUCUGAAACAUUGCAAGACCCUUAAAAAUGUCAAGCAAAUCCAAGCCCACGCUUGCAAGACCGGCCUCGACACCCAUCCAUACUUCUCCGGAAAGCUCCUCCUCCACUGUGCUAUAUCAAUCUUUGACUCUCUCGACUACGCUCGCCUUCUCUUCCUCCACACACCAAACCCAGAUGUUUUCAUGUACAAUACCCUCAUCCGAGGACUUUCCGAGACCGAUUCCCCACAAAACUCCCUCCUCACGUUCAUUCAAAUGCGUCGAAAAUUGGAAUUACCUCCCGAUAGCUUCUCUUUCGCCUUCGUUGUCAAAGCAGCUGCGAAUUUGAGGUGUUUGAGAGCUGGGUUUCAGCUCCAUUGUCAAGCUCUGGUUCACGGGCUCGAUACCCAUCUUUUUGUUGGGACUACUCUGAUUAUUAUGUAUGCUGAAUGUGGGUGUGUUGUUUCUGCAAGGAAGGUGUUUGAUGAAAUGUUUCAACCAAAUGUCGUUGCGUGGAAUGCUGUUGUUACUGCUUGUUUUAGGUGUGAUGAUGUAAAGGGUGCUGAGAACUUGUUUGAUCGAAUGCCAAUUAGGAAUUUGAUGUCGUGGAAUGUAAUGCUUGGGGGGUAUGUGAAAAAGGGUGAGAUUGGGCUUGCAAAGAAAUUGUUUCUUGAGAUGCCCAUAAAAGAUGAUGUUUCUUGGAGUACUAUGAUAGUUGGGUGUGCUCAUAAUGGUUGUUUCGAUGAGGCUUUUGGUUUGUUCAGAGAGCUUCAGCAUGUUGGAAUUAGACCGAAUGAGGCUAGCUUGACGGGAGUUCUCUCUGCCUGUGCACAAGCCGGGGCAUUCGAAUUCGGGAAAAUCCUCCAUGGAUAUAUUGAUAAAGCUGGGUUAGUUUGGAUCAGUUCUGUGAAUAAUGCACUCUUAGAUACAUACUCUAAAUGUGGGAAUGUGGGUAUGGCCCGUUUGGUCUUUGAACGAAUGCCAGGAAAGAAAAGCCUUGUUUCUUGGACUUCGAUGAUGGCAGGGCUUGCAAUGCAAGGGUAUGGUGAAGAAGCAAUGAAAAUUUUCGACAAGAUGGAGAAGUCUGGAGUUAGACCUGAUGGCAUCACAUUCAUUUCAAUCUUGUAUGCUUGUAGUCAUGCAGGAUUAAUUGAAGAAGGAUGUGGAUAUUUUUCUAAAAUGAGGGAAAUUUAUGGAAUAGAACCAGCAAUUGAGCAUUAUGGUUGUAUGGUUGAUCUCUAUGGCCGAGCUGGUCAGCUUCAAAAGGCUUAUGAAUUUGUAAUUCAAAUGCCAAUAUCACACAAUGCCAUUAUUUGGAGGACUCUCCUUGGUGCUUGCAGCAUUCAUAACGACGUUGAAUUGGCUGAGCAAGUGAAGGAAAGGCUUUCCGAGCUUGAUCCCAACAAUUCUAGUGACCAUGUUUUGUUAUCAAAUAUUUACGCUGUUGCAGGGAAAUGGAAACAUGUUGCGACCGUGAGAAGAUCUAUGACUGACCAGAGGUUGAAGAAAAUUCCUGGUUGGAGCAUGAUUGAAGUCGACAAGGUCAUGUAUAGUUUUGUGGCGGGUCAAAAGCAAAAUAAGAUUACCGAAGAGGCUUAUCAAAAAUUAAGGGAAAUAAUGUUGAAGCUUAGGGUUGAAGGUGGUUAUGUUCCCGAGGUUGGGAAUGUUUUGCAUGACAUAGAGGCAGAGGAAAAGGAAGAUUCUUUGUCUAAGCACAGUGAGAAGCUUGCUGUUGCUUUUGGGAUCGCAAGAUUGUGCAAGGGAAGUGUUAUUAGAAUAGUGAAGAAUUUGAGGGUUUGCAAGGACUGUCAUAUCGUAAUGAAUCUGAUUUCUAAGGUUUAUGGAUUGGAGAUAGUGGUGAGAGAUAGAAGUCGAUUUCACUCCUUCAAGGAUGGCUCUUGUUCAUGUAGAGAUUACUGGUAGUUGAUGGUGAUUGGUCUAUUAAAUAUUGAAAAAGCAAAAGAUGAAAUAUUGCAAAAUGAAAAAGUUAUGAAUUGUCGACCAAGAUAAGGUUCUGGGAAUGGUAGAACAUAGGCAGCACUGCAGCUAUGGAUACUGAUGAUAUGCCUCUGCCAAGGCCAUAGCUUGGGAGAACUUAGAGCCGAGAGCUUCUUGUUUUAUUUUUGUUAUAUUUAUUUUGUGCAAACCUAGGGUUUUAUUUGUAUUGAGUUUAAACUCACUUUUAGUGUAGCCAAGUAUUGUCUUGGAGAGUUGUAGCCAUUAGGGAAUUUAUGUAUUUGUUUAACUUUUAUUUCGUACCAGUAACUUGUGGCACAUGCUAUAGAUUCAGAGUUAAAGAUUAUGAAUGUAUAACUGCAUGUGUUACCUUUUGUACAAUAAGAUCAUAUGAAUGAAAGGAUAUUAUAUUCA